This is a messenger RNA of Serpula lacrymans var. lacrymans S7.9, 783 nucleotides long. RefSeq lists its product as uncharacterized. Gene Ontology annotation, biological process: copper ion transmembrane transport. Bases 53 to 646 code for a protein of 197 amino acids. The transcript is spliced from 4 exons. Gene Ontology annotation, molecular function: copper ion transmembrane transporter activity. NCBI's taxonomy places the organism in Eukaryota, Fungi, Basidiomycota, Agaricomycetes, Boletales, Serpulaceae. Gene Ontology annotation, cellular component: membrane. The record is from RefSeq and is a predicted model, not a curated record.
GUCACGGUGCUGCAGAUAACUUACAACUUGAACUUGAAUCAUAUACAUCGCUAUGGCUCACCAACACGCAGGUCACGACAUGCCCGGCCACGAUAUGCCAGGUCACGAUAUGCCAGGUAUGGGCCCCAAGUGCUCCAUGAGCAUGCUCUGGAACACCAAUAUCAUCGACACCUGUAUUGUUUUUCCCCAAUGGCACAUAAGCUCUCACACCGGCUUCGUCCUGUCCUGUCUCGUCAUCGUCGGUCUUGGAGUUCUUUACGAAUACCUUCGUGUCUUCCAGCGUCAGGUCGACAGGCGGAUCGCUCUAUCGUUAGGAAAGGGAAAGAGUCGUGCUCGUUCAAGUAGUGGGCGCAACUCUCCAACCAAUGCCAGCGACUUCGAAGAGGCUGCCUUACUGACUGGACGCCGAACUCUGAAGCCUAGUAAAAUAGGAACCCCUGUACCUCCUUUUGCUCGAGCGCUACGUGCAAGCCUGUACGGCGUAUCAGUAUUCUUGUCAUUCUUCCUCAUGCUGGUAUUCAUGACAUACAACGCAUACCUCAUCCUGGCCGUUGUGGUCGGCGCAGUAAUCGGGCACUUCAUCUUCGGAAGCCAUGUUGACUUCGACAACCUCGAUACCGCGAAGAAUGGCAUGUUUUGUCACUAAUUUUUUUGCUAUCUCCCUCGUGUUUUCUUCAUUCUUGCAAUCUGACAGCAAUCUUUUGGGUCUUGGUUAUACCUACCAUGUACAGUAAGCAUAUUUAUGCAAGUAGACUGUUGUGAAUACACUGUUUGUAGCUUAUC